Elephantulus edwardii (Cape elephant shrew) is the source of this 1032-nucleotide messenger RNA. It is a transcript of the gene MRGPRF, whose product is annotated as MAS-related GPR, member F. The record is from RefSeq and is a predicted model, not a curated record. Gene Ontology annotation, cellular component: membrane. Lineage: Eukaryota; Metazoa; Chordata; Mammalia; Macroscelidea; Macroscelididae. Gene Ontology annotation, molecular function: G protein-coupled receptor activity. The transcript has 2 exons. Bases 1 to 1032 code for a protein of 343 amino acids. Gene Ontology annotation, biological process: G protein-coupled receptor signaling pathway.
AUGGCAGAAAACUGUACCUGGGAUGUCCACUCCACUGGCAGGAGCAAGGUGUGCCUCGAUGUGAGUGAAGGCCCGGGCCCCCACAGCCGCGGCUUCCUGACCAUCGAGCAGAUGGCCCCGCUGCCCCCGCCAGCGGUCAUGGACUACGUGUUCCUGCUGCUGUGCGCCUGUGGCCUGGUGGGCAACGGGCUGGUGCUGUGGUUCUUCGGCUUCUCCAUCAAGAGCAGCCCGUUCUCCGUGUACUUCCUGCACCUGGCGGGCGCCGACGGGGCCUACCUCUUCAGCAAGGCCGUGCUGGCGGCGCUGGGCGCGGGGGACCUGCACGGAGCCUUCGCCGACUAUGUGCGCGCCGCGGCCCGGCUGCUGGGCCUGUGCGCCUUCCUGGCCGGGGUGGCCCUGCUGCCCGCCGUCAGCACCGCGCGCUGCCUGGCCGUCGUCUGCCCCACCUGGUACUGGCGUCGCAGGCCCCGGCGCCUGUCGGCCGUGGUGGCCGCGGGCCUGUGGCUCCUGUCGCUGCUGGUCACCGGCCUGCACAACUACUUCUGCACCUUCGUGGCGCGCGAGGCCGCGGACGCCGCCUGCCCGCACGCCGACGCAGCCCUGGGCGCACUGGUGUUCCUGGUGGGCUGCCCGCUCAUGGUGCUGCCCUGCCUGGCGCUCGUCCUGCACGUCGAAUGCCGCGCGCGUCGGCGCCAGCGCUCUGCCAAGCUCAACCACCUCGUGCUGGCCAUGGUGGCCGUGUUCCUCGUGUCCUCCAUCUACCUGGGCAUCGACUGGUUCUUCUUCUGGGUCUUCCGCAUCCCCGCGCCCUUCCCCGAGUACGUCACCGACCUCUGCCUCUGCGUCCACUGCAGCGCCAAGCCCCUGCUCUACUUCCUGGCGGGCAGGGACCGCUCACAGCGCCUGUGGGAGCCCCUGCGGGUGGUCUUUCAGCGGGCGCUGCGCGAUGGGGCCGAGCUGGCCGAGGGCGCGGGAGGCACGUCCAACACGGUCACCAUGGAGAUGCAGGCCCCCCCUGGCUACCCCUCCUGA